This is a messenger RNA of Kockovaella imperatae, 1547 nucleotides long. RefSeq names its product putative transcription regulatory protein. Gene Ontology annotation, biological process: chromatin remodeling; box C/D snoRNP assembly; regulation of transcription by RNA polymerase II. Gene Ontology annotation, cellular component: Swr1 complex; NuA4 histone acetyltransferase complex; Ino80 complex. The record is from RefSeq and is a predicted model, not a curated record. Gene Ontology annotation, molecular function: ATP hydrolysis activity; ATP binding; DNA helicase activity. The transcript has 9 exons. Lineage: Eukaryota; Fungi; Basidiomycota; Tremellomycetes; Tremellales; Cuniculitremaceae. Bases 58 to 1506 code for a protein of 482 amino acids.
GGAUGAUCGAUCCCUUUGAUUGCUUCCUACGAACCGCAAGCAACCAGGUGCACGAAGAUGGCUGCCAAUAUCUCUCUGCAACCCGCAACGACCUCUCGGGACAUCACCAAAAUGGAACGUAUAGGUGCCCACUCUCACAUUCACGGUCUCGGCCUCGACGACAACCUCGAACCUCGUGCUUCGUCUCAGGGGAUGAUAGGUCAAGGCAAAGCGAGACGAGCAGCUGGAGUGAUCAUUAAAAUGGUCCAGGAGGGCAGGAUAGCUGGCAGAUCCAUCUUAAUGGCUGGUCCGCCGAGUACGGGAAAGACAGCCAUUGCAAUGGCUAUGACUCAGACUCUGGGCAGCGAUGUACCUUUCGUGAUGCUCACUGCCUCGGAGGUGUUUUCUCUGGAGAUUUCUAAAACGGAGAGCUUGACACAGGCUUUCCGUCGGAGUAUAGGCGUCAGGAUCAAGGAAGAGACAGAAUUGAUAGAGGGAGAAGUUGUUGAAAUACAAGUGGAUAGGAGUGUGACAGGCGCUACCAAGACGGGUCGUCUGACAUUGAAAACGACCGACAUGGAGACCGUAUACGAUCUCGGGUCCAAAAUGAUUGACCAGCUUCAGAAGGAGAAAGUUCUCGCCGGAGAUGUCGUCAGCAUCGAUAAAGCCAGUGGGAGGAUAUCAAAGCUGGGAAGAAGUUUCGGCAGGGCAAAGGAUUACGAUGCCAUGGGUGCGGAUACCCGCUUUGUUGCGUGCCCAGAUGGAGAAUUACAGACACGCAAAGAAGUCGUUCAUACCGUCUCAUUGCAUGAGAUUGACGUGAUCAAUUCGAGAACUCAGGGUUUCCUUGCAUUGUUCGCGGGGGAUACAGGGGAGAUCAAGCAGGAACUGAGGGAUCAAAUCAACGCCAAAGUCGCCGAAUGGAGAGAAGAAGGUAAAGCGGAGAUAGUUCCAGGAGUUCUAUUCAUCGACGAGGUCCACAUGCUCGAUAUUGAAUGUUUCUCUUUCCUCAAUCGGGCUCUCGAAGGCGAGCUAGCCCCAUUGGUGGUCAUGGCCUCCAAUCGAGGUAUCACACGUAUAAGAGGAACAAAGUACAAAUCGCCCCAUGGUAUUCCUGCGGAUCUACUGGAUCGAAUGUUGAUCAUUUCGACCAAGCCGUACUCUGAGGACGAGACGAGAGAAAUCGUCAAGAUCAGAGCCGACGAGGAAGAUGUCAAGCUGUCAAGUGAAUCGCUCGACCUGCUUGCUCAUAUGGGCCUCCAAACAUCCCUUCGAUACGCCCUCAACCUUAUUGCGCCAUCUCAAUUGCUCGCUCAACGUCGGAAGUCGCUCAGUGUAGAGGUCGAAGAUAUCAGACAGGCUUACAAGUACUUUUGCGACGUUGAGAGGAGUACGGCUUACGCCAAAGAAAUGAGUGGAAUGAUGUUUGGAGAGGAAGAAGUCGGACAGGAGGGUCCAGCCGGAGGAGCGUCGACGGCGGGAAUGAACGGGAAUGCCAACGGGUCUGCCAUGGACACUUCGGCGUAGCAUCUGCAUGUAUGAUAAGGUGUCUCAGCGUACGAUCGGGG